AUUCCUUUUUCUUUAAAAAAAAAAAAUUUUUUCCGCCGUCGGAAAUGGUGAGAAAAUGUCGGGCUCUGCGCUGAAACAAGAGCUCAAAUUACUGGAGUCGAUCUUUCACCAGAGACACGAGAGAUUCCGCAUCGUGUCCGGCUGCCUGGACGAAAUCAGCUGUCAGUUCGUCACCCAGGAGCAGGUCCUGGUCAUUCACUGUAACAUCACGGAAUCCUAUCCCUCAGUGCCACCUAUAUGGUUUGUGGAGUCAGAUGACCCGAACCUGGCUGCAGUGUUGGAGCGCCUCGCAGAUAUAAAGAAAGGCAGCACGCUGCUUCUUCAACACUUAAAGCGAAUAAUCUCUGACCUGUGCAAACUUUACAACCUCCCACAACAUCCGGAUGUGGAAAUGUUGGAUCAGCCACUACCAACAGAACAGAGCACACGGGAUGAUGUGACAUCUGAGGAGGAGGACGAGGAGAUGGCAGAGGACAAUGAGGACCUGGAUCAUUACGAAAUGAAGGAGGAAGAGCCAGCAGAGGGCAAGAAGUCUGAGGAUGAAGGGAUCGGGAAGGAGAACCUGGCCAUCUUGGAGAAGAUAAAGAAGAACCAGAGGCAAGAUUAUCUAAAUGGGGCAGUGUCCGGUUCUGUUCAGGCCACUGACCGACUUAUGAAAGAGCUGAGGGAUAUUUACCGGUCAGAGAGUUUUAAAGCGGGAAACUAUGCAGUUGAACUUGUCAACGACAGCUUGUACGACUGGAACGUAAAGAUCCUUAAAGUUGAUCAGGACAGUGCUUUGCAUAACGACCUCCAGAUCCUCCGAGAAAAAGAAGGCGUCGACUUUAUUUUGUUAAAUUUCUCUUUUAAAGAUAAUUUCCCUUUUGACCCACCCUUUGUAAGGGUCGUAUCUCCAGUGCUCUCCGGAGGUUAUGUCCUCGGAGGGGGAGCAAUUUGCAUGGAACUCCUCACGAAACAGGGCUGGAGUAGCGCUUACUCUAUCGAGUCCGUCAUUAUGCAGAUCAGUGCGACACUGGUGAAAGGCAAAGCAAGGAUUCAGUUUGGAGCCAAUAAGUCACAGUACAGUCUCACCCGGGCGCAGCAGUCCUACAAAUCACUGGUUCAGAUUCACGAGAAAAAUGGUUGGUAUACUCCACCAAAAGAGGAUGGCUAGCCAUGCCAGGUGCCAAGUGCUUCAGGACCAACUUAAGCUGCACCAAUUGGGAAAACUCCAUUUUAUCGAUAGCUGCCUCUUUCCCUGAGAGACGAACGGGCUUCAGCCGGAACCUUGGAUCAUAUACUUAUUAUAAAAUAAAACCCUGUAUAUAAAAGUAUACAUCUGUACACUCAUGGACAAAUACCGCAACUCCUUUCUCUCGCCAGGCCCCAUGUACUGGGUAUCCUGCACCUGCAGACUCUUAAAUCCACUUCAUAUAAACUGGAUUUCGAAUAGUUUCGGAUCAAUUUUGCAUCUAGUUUUUUUUUGCCUACACCCCCUCCCUCCCCACCUCACUCUAACUAGGUAUCAAUGUGGACGUUUAAUUUAUUUUUUCCCUAUCUUCACAUGCACCUUUUAUCUUUUUUUUGUUCAAAAUGUAUGCUGGUUUUGUGAAGAUGUGUAUCUUUCUGAAUUGAUAAUUACAGUUUAUUAAUGACUGCA
This is a messenger RNA of Carcharodon carcharias (great white shark), 1639 nucleotides long. Its product is annotated as ubiquitin-conjugating enzyme E2 Q1. Bases 56 to 1153 code for a protein of 365 amino acids. The record is from RefSeq and is a predicted model, not a curated record. The transcript is spliced from 13 exons. Lineage: Eukaryota; Metazoa; Chordata; Chondrichthyes; Lamniformes; Lamnidae.